This is a messenger RNA of Caenorhabditis auriculariae, 5375 nucleotides long. NCBI's taxonomy places the organism in Eukaryota, Metazoa, Nematoda, Chromadorea, Rhabditida, Rhabditidae. The record is from the annotation of a GenBank genome assembly.
AUGCUCCUUUUCGCCGUUAUUUUGGCUCUUCUGCUUCCGCCGGCUACUGGUCAUCGGGAUAUACCCAAGGUUUCAGGAAGUUAAAAAAACUACAAUAAAUAUUAUUUUUUUUUGUCGCAACAUCUGAAAAAGGAGUGAGGAAUUUUAUUUGUGGUCAUGAAAAUAUACCUACUUAGGAAAGCCAGAGUGGUCUCUAUAGGGGCAACCUUAACGUUUUCUUGAAAAUUCUCCUCUAGGGGCCAUUUUACCUCCCCCCCCCAAACCACUAUAGGGACCACUAUGGCGCUCCUAAGGGAGCGGCCCAUUUUUAAAGAUCUUCAGUUUUAUUGAUUUUUUAAACUCGAAAAAAAAAAGAUUGAAGUUCCGUGGAAACAAGGUCAUUUGGUCACUUAAAAGAAGAAGCUUCACUAGAGUGAUCCCUUAAACAGGACCGACCAAAAAAACUUGUCUUUCGCAAGUUGUGCAAAAAAAUUAUUCAAAAAAAGCCAAUAAGCUCCCCAAGUGUGCUCCACGGAUAAAUUUUGAAAAAAAAGCUUUUGGGUCAUCUCUAAACUGUUAAAAAAAUUUUUUUAGUUUUUUUAUUUUUUUCACUUCGAAAUUUCAUUCCAUAUGCGCUUAUUUUUUUAAAUCCCUAAACUUCCGAAAUUUCAUUACUACCUUUGAGGUUAAAUAACUCAUUUUAUUACUGUAGAAUUAUCCUCCCUCGGCUCAAAACCAUGUUUAUCAAAAUCUCCUCGAUUUAUGUACUUCUGUGGCAGAAAUUUGAGAAUUCAUGUAACAUGCAAGAUUUUAUUUUCAUUUUAUUUAUCCAAUAAAAGAUGAAGAAGAUCCUCGGAGUUCAGGACUUGCUGAAAAAGUUCGUGAGAGCCGGAUCUUUCCGCGAUUUUCUGGCCGACGUCCACGUGAUCUACCACCCCGAACACACCAAUCGCCAUAUUUCCAAAAACUUGGCUCCGACGGCUCGUGAGUCAUGAAAAAAUAAGAAAAAAAAUUUUGAAGCAUAACUGGGAAAUACUUGAGUGGCUUUGAGAUAUUUAAUGUCUGUUGGAACAAAAAUUUGGUGUUGCUUUUUUGAGCUCAUAUUUUUAUCACAGAAACUACAAAAUUCUCUGAAACUUUUUGUUUGAGCUCUGACAGGCUCCGCCCCUUUCUACGGUCACUGUGACCAAUAAAUUUAUCGAAAAAAAUUGCAGUUUAAAUAAAAAUUCCAAAUUGAUUACUGAAUUGGGACUACGGAGGAAAGUCAGGUUGUUUUCGGGCUACGGUAAUCGUAAAAAGGGGCGGAGCUUGUAAAAAAAUCCUAACGAAACGGUUUAGAAACUCUUUAAUCGUUGUGAUUCAAAUAUGAGCUCAAAAAAAGGCAUAAUUUUAUACAAGUAAGAAUCUCGGAAAUAUGAACUUCAUUUUUUUACUUCAAUUUACUGUUUCCCCAAUAACUUGAAAGAGAAAGCAAAAAGAAUUUAGUAGUUCCCAGUAUUUUUCACGGCACGUUUCAAGAACAUUACUCUGGAAAGUGAAUUGAUGUAAUAAUAAUAAUAGUUUAUAUUAUUCUCAAAUUUUUAAUUAAUUUUUGCAGAAUGAAAUACAAUUUUAAGUCUAUAUAUCGCUUAAAAAGUUGGCUUUUGGUAAAAUUUGACUUGCCUUGGAUCAAAAAAAUGUCCAUUUUUUUGACCUUUUUUUGCACGCCGCGGCAUGAUGCAAAAAUUUUGACCAAAAUAUUGAUACCAGAAUUUUUUUUUUGUAUUCUCAUAACCUUUCUAGAAAUACAUGCUUUCUUCUGCUUCUGCUUCUCUUUUUCUUUUUCUUUUUUUUUUUAAAUCAGUUAAAUUAAGUUUUGCCGAGCUUUAAAAUCUCUGAAGAAUUGUUUUUUUUUCUAAUAGUAGUGACAUUGUCUGUACUAUUACAUCACUUUACUUUUUUUCUCUGGCCUGUUUUUUUAAAAAAAUGGAAUCAGAGAAAUAGUUUUUUUGUUUUACGUAUAUGAGUUUACAUAUUCAGUUAAAACUAAAUAUCUCAUCAUAGAAAAUUUAAAUUACUUUUUUUGAAUAAAUAUUGCUUCAUAGCGAAUUUAUUGCCUCGAAAUUCCUUUGCUAUCUCUGUGAUCACUUCAAAGGAUAUGAUUUUCAGAACCAAUCCGUCUGAAACAGGGAAGUUUCGGAGGCGGCAGUUUUCCUCAAGCCGACACAGCCAGCGAACAAAUUGAUGGUGAGUAUGAAUUUUACUGAAAUCCAUGCUAUUUGUUAAUUAAAAGGCUCUGAUAAUGACGAAAAAUUGUAUAGAAAAAUCAUUUUUUUCUUAUUCGAUUUUUUUCUACCAUUUCUAAGAUUUUUCAAAGCCUGGAAAAAGGAUCAAAAUGAACUAAAAAAACCAAAAGGAAUGAAAAAGUAAAAAAAUUUUUCCAGUCACUUUUAAAUGUCUAAAAAAGACUUUGUCUACACUAAAAGCUGAAAAAAAUCCUCUCCAAAAAUACAAUUUUUCGAAGAAAUUAUUACUCGCUUCAAUUUUUUUAUUAUCCUCAAAUCAGAUUAUAAAAUAUUAUUACUGGGAGAAUUUUUUUAGUGGCCACUAUAGGGCUUUGACGUUUUAGUGGCCACUAUAGAGGUCUAAGUGCUACUACUAGACCACUAAAAAUUUUAGUGGCCACUUCAGAAGUCAAUGGACCAACAUAACUGGUCCAAUCUUUUUUUAAAUUAUCAGAGUUACUGGAAGGAAUACUGGAUGAAAAACUACUAAAGUGGCCACUAAAUAAUGAGCCUCUAUAGUGGCCACUAAAACGAAAAACAGUGGCUACUAUAGAGGUGGGCUUAGUGACCAAUUUAGUGUCCUCUCCAAGUAGUCCUUGGCGAGCCUCUAUAGUGGCCACUAAAAAUUUUCCCAGUCAUCAUUUUAACAGCUCAAAAUGAAGAUUACAAGUCGCUCUAUCGAUAUUUUGAUUUUCAGCCCACACCUACGAUUAUCUGAAUGUCCUCCACGACAUCCACCAGGGCAACGACACUUGUAAACUGCAGUCGGUUUGCGUCCCGAUUCCCGUCAUCAACGAUGAUCCACAAGUUUUGAUAUAUCCCCGAUGCUAUGAGGUGAUAAUAAUAAUAUUUAUUCACAGGCAGAACGAAAUAAAAUGUACAUGAAUGAUUUUUAAAAGAAAAGAAAAAAAAUUUGACUAUAAAGCCUGAAAUGAAUAAAUAAAAAGGCGUACAUUGUAGGGGAAAAAGUAUUUAAAAAAAAUUGUUCUCGGAGUUUUGCUUGAAGCUUUAUAGCCCAUCCUUUAUAGUCCGUUGCGUCUUUACAUUUUUCGGGUGUCUGCGUCUCUCCUUCUCUCAGCGGCUAGGGCAGAGAACCGUGAAAAUAGCACGUCAUCAUGAGAGAGUCGCCGAGAGACGAGGAGGGCGCAGAGAAAAACAGCCGUUGCGAGAAACGGAAAUAUUACUAGAAAAUCAGUCAUGCGAGAAGAGGAACUAUGAACUUAUAACAAAGUCAGAGUGGUCCCUAGAGGGGCAGCUUUAGAGGCCCUUGAAAGUUCCCCUCUAGGGACCACCUUACUAGAGUUCACCAAACCGAUCGUUCGACCAAACGUUCAACCAAUAUUUUCAUGACAUGUUACCAAAAAUGUGAUUGAUUAACAUUUCUUGCUACCGAACGAUUAACAUGUCUCAUGAUUAUGAUCUCUCGUUUUUUCGACAUGUCAACAUUUCAUUUAAAUGAGAGAUCAUUUCGAAUCGAUCGUUCAGUUUUCGAUUGAUCGAAAUGUUGUAUUGAAAAUAUUGGUCGAAAAAAUGAUUGAUCGAAAUGUUGUAUUGAAAAUAUUGGUCGAAAAAAUGAUUGAUCGAAAUGUUGUUUUGAAAAAUAUUGGUCGAAAAAAAUGAUUGAUCGAAAUGUUGUUUUUGAAAAUAUUGGUCGAAAAAAAUGAUUGAUCGAAAAUUUUGUAUUUGAAAACUUUGUCAAAAAUGAUUGAUCGAAAUGAAUUUUUUUGUUAAAAAAAGUAUGUUUAAAAACUACUGUUUAAAAAAACCGCUUCUCUUUCAAAUGUUCAUCAUAAUUUCUUUUUUGAUUUUUCGUAACGAAAUAUCAUCAUCGUUUUUCUGUUUCUCCGUGUUCACUGGUACUAAAAGCAAAAAUUUCUACAAUGCUAUAUAGACUAUAACAAAUAAGUGGCCGAUUCUUUUCCGAACCAUGAUUUUCCGAACCAAAAUCCGAACCAAAGCUUAGGCGAACCAAUGAUUAGACGAACCACCUCAUGCUUACCGGAACCAAAAAGUUUUUUUAUGCUUCGCCGAACCAAAUGUCGGUAUUUUUAUGUAGAUGUUCAUGGUAAUCGGUUUGCGUUUCUCGCAUCCUAAGAGACCGAGAAUAUGAAGUCUAGCGCUCCAUCCUUUUCCGAAUCGUUAUAUAACUUUCCGACCUAACCUUUUUAUGCUUUUCGAGCCGUACUUCGAUUCAUUUUUCAGAAAGCACCUUUCUUGAGAUCUGCUCAUUUUUGAUCGGUUUUAUGUAACUUUUUUCGCCCAUAACCGGCUUUCAGCUUUACCCUUGACUAUUUAGAUACCUCUGUUCAGAUCAGAUUCUUUCAAAAAUUUGUUUGAUUCCAACCCAAGUUUGAAAUUGGAAGUAUCUGGUCUAUGACUUCUUUUAGGGUCGUCUGAGAGUAGAAAUGAAGUCGUCACAGAUACUGCCAAGUGUCCUAAUCUUGGCUUUAGUGUUUAUAUUUUUUUACCUAUUUUUUUUCAGUCAGCCAUUUAUUUCGUUGUUUAGUCACAUAUAUUAUCGACUGAGCUGGAUGCAAGAGCUUCUCAAACUUCAUCGAACUGGAAGUCCAAAUUUGUAGUCGAAGAAUAGGAUAGAAUUGUCUGACUGGUUCCUCGUUUCACGCGCGAAGCUCGUGCUUUAGGUGAAAUCUUUAAAAUGAAAGAUAUCACUUCUAGUGAAGAGUUUUAAAAGAAGAGCUGAUCUUUAGGCCUUCUCAAACCUUUUCUAAGAACAGAACUUACAGUUCAUUUUUUAAAAGUUUAAUCUCAGUUUUUUUUUUCUCUAGUUAGAACUUUUGAAAUUAUUGCCAAGUUUUUUUUUGUUUUCUGUAAAUUGUCAGAUGGCGAUUCGACUGUCCAUUUCUGAGCGUUUUUCGAGAUCGACGGUGACAGUCAUUUGAGAAUAGCUUCGCGAGAUUUUCCUAAUAAAAAAGCUUGACUAAAACUAGUUUUCAGUCGUUGCGUACAUAGAACUAUUCAGAAUGCAAAAAAAUCGGCUAACGGCUUUGAAUUUUGAAUUUUUUUUUUCAAUUUUCCACUUCGAAAUUCAUUCAGAGUUCAGGGUGUUUCGCGAAACAAGAUUUGCAGACGGUCACGCGGAAGAAGAGUCUCAAGCAGAAUUCAGGCAUUUGA